AUGGAGGUGGUUAUGGCGAGCGCGGCGACAGGAGCGGUGAAACCGCUCCUCGCCAAGCUUGCCACGUUGCUGGAGAAAAAGUACAAGCUGUCUAGAGGCACGAAGAAGCAUAUCCGCUCUUUGAGAAAUGAGAUGAGCAGCAUGAAUGCUUUGCUCGUGGAGCUGUCCAUGGUGGAGAAUCUGUCCGAGCAACAGAAAGACUGGCGUGAGAAGGUGCGUGACCUGUCGUAUGAUAUGGAGGACUGCAUCGACAUCUUUACGGAUGGCCUUGCUGGUGGAUGCAAGAAGGCUGGGUUCUUGAGAAGACUCAAGGAUCUCAAGGCACGUUACAAGGUUGCCAGCCGAAUCGAAGAACUGAAGGCUCGGGCGAUGGAAAUGAGCGAUUGCCAGAAAAGAUAUGAUCUUGGUGCACGCAUUGGAUAUCCCCAUCGCCCCGUUAUUAUUGACCCUCGUCUGCAAGCACUGUAUGAAGAGGACAAUAGCCUUGUAGGCAUAAAUGGUCCAAAGACAGAGCUCAUCAAGUGGCUAAGUAUGGAGGAUAAAAAACUUAAAGUGGUGGCUGUAGUUGGAGCCGGAGGUAUGGGCAAGAGUACGCUUGUCAGUAAAGUCUAUCAUGAGAUUAAAAUCCAAUUUGAUAGCCACGUUUUUAUAUCAAUUUCUCAAAAUUCCAACAUGGGCAAGAUUUUGUCAGAUAUAAAUAGUAAAGUUGACUUAUAUGCGGAUAGAAGUCUGAAAGACCCGAAGUCACUCAUUGAUAGCAUCAGAUCAGCUCUCGGACGGAAAAGGUACCUAAUCGUGGUUGACGAUUUGUGGACAGUGGAAGAUUGGAAUGUUAUUAAAUGUAUAUUUGUGGAGAGUAAUUGUGGUAGUAGAGUCAUAACAACUACACGUAUUGAGAAUGUAGCUAAGGCAUGUUGUUCGCCUUUACAUGGAAGUGUCUACGAGAUUAAACCUCUUGAUGAUCUUGAGGCAAGAAGAUUAUUUUGUAGAAGGAUUUUUCAAUCUGAAGAUACUUGCCCUGAGCAACUGAAGAAUGUUUGUGAUGAAUUUUUAAAGAUGUGUGGAGGAUGGCCAUUAGCCAUACGUAGUCUAGCUAGCAUUUUGGCUAGUCACAAAGAAGUAAACUCAAAGGAAAUCUGGGAGGAGAUGCAAAGGGAUUUAGCUUUGCAGAUGAAAGAAAGCCCUGCUUUCGGAUGGAUGAGAUAUGUCUUUGAUCUUGGCUACAAUAAUUUAUCUCUGGGCCUUAAGAACUGCAUGCUAUAUCUCGGUAUAUUUUCUAAAGGUUCUGAAAUAUUGAAGUGUGAUUUGAUGAACAGAUGGAUAGCCGAGGGCUUAAUUACUGAAGAAUAUGGGUUUGGCUCAGAGAAGACUACUGCAGAAAGUUAUUUUAGUGAGCUCAUCAACAAGAACAUGAUCCAGAUAGCUGAUUUCGACGGCUGUGGGGAUAUUUUUUCUUGCCGGGUGCAUGAUCUAAUGUUGAAUUUAUCAUACUGA
Molecule: messenger RNA, 1494 nt
Organism: Triticum turgidum subsp. durum (durum wheat)
Lineage: Eukaryota; Viridiplantae; Streptophyta; Magnoliopsida; Poales; Poaceae
Source: the annotation of a GenBank genome assembly